Messenger RNA from Hirundo rustica (Barn swallow), 5660 nucleotides. It is a transcript of the gene PRKX, whose product is annotated as protein kinase cAMP-dependent X-linked catalytic subunit. Gene Ontology annotation, biological process: protein phosphorylation. The transcript is spliced from 9 exons. The record is from RefSeq and is a predicted model, not a curated record. The coding region runs from base 1 to 1095 and encodes 364 amino acids. NCBI's taxonomy places the organism in Eukaryota, Metazoa, Chordata, Aves, Passeriformes, Hirundinidae. Gene Ontology annotation, molecular function: protein serine/threonine kinase activity; ATP binding.
AUGGACGCCUUCAGCGCUGCUAAGGCCAAGAUGGGGGCGAAGAGCGGCGGCGAGGCGGCGGCGGCGGGAGUGGCCGCGCCUCAGCCCGCCGUGCCGGCCCCCAGCCCCGCUGGUCCCGGCUCGCCCGCCGCGCUCGAGCCCGCUGCCUACAAGCUGGAGGACCUGGAGACCUUGGCCACCGUGGGCACAGGUACCUUUGGACGUGUUCAUCUGGUGAAGGAAAAAAUGGCCAAACGUUACUUUGCACUUAAGGUAAUGAGCAUUCCUGAUGUCAUUCGACUGAAGCAAGAGCAGCAUGUGCACAAUGAAAAGUCUGUCUUGAAAGAAGUCAACCACCCUUUUUUGAUCAGAUUAUUUUGGACCAACCAUGAUGAACGUUUUUUAUAUAUGUUAAUGGAAUAUGUGCCAGGAGGAGAACUUUUUAGUUACCUGCGCAACAUGGGGCGUUUCAACAACAGCACAGGACUGUUUUACUCAACGGAAAUUAUUUGUGCAAUAGAAUACCUGCACUCCAAAGAAAUAGUUUACAGAGACUUGAAACCUGAAAACAUAUUACUAGACAAGGAGGGACAUAUCAAGCUUACUGAUUUUGGAUUUGCAAAAAAACUUGUGGACAGAACAUGGACUCUCUGUGGCACUCCUGAGUACCUUGCUCCAGAAGUUAUACAAAGUAAAGGCCAUGGAAGAGCUGUGGAUUGGUGGGCCCUGGGAAUUCUUAUAUUUGAGAUGUUGUCAGGGUUUCCUCCAUUUUUUGAUGACAAUCCAUUUGGUAUAUAUCAGAAGAUUCUUGCUGGCAAAAUAGAUUUUCCGAGACAUUUGGAUUUAUAUGUAAAAGACCUUAUUAAGAAGCUGCUUGUGGUUGACAGAACAAGACGACUAGGAAAUAUGAAGAAUGGAGCAGAUGAUGUGAAGAGACAUCGAUGGUUCAGGUCUAUAGACUGGGAUGCUGUACCUCAAAGGAGACUAAAGCCUCCCAUAGUGCCCAAAGUAUCCAAUGAUGGGGAUACUUCCAAUUUUGAAGCUUAUCCUGAAGAUGACUGGAACAAGACACCUCCGGUACCUCCUAAAGAUCUAGAAAUUUUCAAGAACUUCUGAGUGUAACAUCUACACUGGACAAGAAACUGGAAGGAAAUUGAAGUGCUCAGAGCAAGUCUGAAGAACAAUGGAGUUCAGAUGUAAAGGAAGAUUUUCUUUGUGGCUAAGAACGAUACUGCAUUCAGAUAUGCAUAUUAGUAUAUAAUAUCAAAAAAGAUGGAGGCAGGAAGGAAUAAUUUUUUGCUGUAAACAUUUGACUUUAGUUUAGUAAAUUGUAAUAAUGAUAGUCUGCUCUGAAGUAGACUAACUAAAAUGAUAUUUUUAGGAUUAUUCUUUUUAACUUAUGGUUGAAUUAAGUUUCCUGCUAUUCCCAGAUCCUUUUUGCAUAGUUAACUCAUAGACUUUAUUUUAUAGGUUUAUACUAAACUUGUGUAAUUAAAAGCACAAAUUAGUAUAUGUGUAUAUAAUGAACACAGUACAGCUAAAGCACAGGAAUUGUGCAAAGAUGUAAAUUUUUGUACUUUGCAGAGUCUAUGAUUUUUAUUUUUCAAAUAAUGUUUUUCAAGAAGUUCUUUAGGAAUAAAAGUCUUAAAAAAGGUUAAAUAAGUUUUUCAUCAUCUUAUAUGCAUUUUAUAAUUCUUUGUAAAAAACAAAAAUAAUUACGUUUUAAAAAAGAUUUGUACCUAAAAUUUCCAAUGCCUCAUACUUACAACCAUAGUACUUGAAAGCAGAAAGACAAGGGCAUGUUUUAUUGUUGUUUAAGAUGCAUCUUAAUGGCUAAUUUAUGAAAUUCUUUUACAAUUAUGUCUCUUUGGAAACCAGAAUUUGAGUGAUUGUACACUGUCUGAAAUGAGAUUCUUCACAUGAAAACUCGCGAUAAACUUACAAGUCAGUCCAUCCUCAUAAAAGGGCUUUAACUGGCCCUGACAGGAGUUGUUCCCUCGCAAGCUUGUUGUUCUCUCCAGAUGUAAAGCAUGAGCCAUAACUGACGAUUUGCAUUAGUGAAAUAGUUGUUGUUGAAUGGUGAACACUUCAGAAUAUCUGAGGGAAGACUGAAUAUGUAGUGCAGCUUUCUUUUUCUGCUCCUCCUUUUUUGAAAAUGUCCUAGUCCCUGCUGCCAGCAAUUUCAUAUGUACGGAGUUCAAACCUUAGAUGCACAGAGCCUCUUUUUUAUCCUGGGCUAACAUCUUUCUAGCAGCUUGAGCACACUCUGUUUUGGAAGUAUUUGCAAUAUUGCUUAAUUUUAAGUAGCAUUAAAUAAAAGUAUGUGCACAUGUAUGUAUCUACAUAUAUGAAUGCACAAAAACAUGAAGGUAGAUUGAGUACUAGUCAGAAUCUCUUUUUUUAGGUUUUUUUUUUUCAUAUUCAUGUUACUUGUGUAGGAGGAAGGGAGUUGAUUUUGAAGUGCUUCAAUUGCAAAAAGCAAUUGCAUUCUUUGUUACUUGUGUAGGGAGGAAGGGAGUUGAUUUUGAAGUGCUUCAAUUGCAAAAAGCAAUUGCAUUCUUUAGGAUGUAGUGGGUUUAGAUAACUUCUAGUGAAAUUAUCAUAUUUAGACCAAUUUUUUUUUCUCAGAGUGUGGCGGUGCAAGAAUUGUUUUAUUAAGUUUUUAUAAGAAGUUUUAUAUUAUGGUUCAGUUCACUGUGCUCCCAGUUUUGUAGCAGUCCAUCCCCUUUCGAGUUUCCUGUAUAACAAGGCGUUUUAUGUCAAUCAUCCCACCCCCCACCUAUAAUUGUCAAUCCCCUCUCCCCCCCCGCAACUCUGGGGCAUCCUGUCUAUCACUUCGGGACCCCUCCCUGGAUUGGGAAAUUCCCAGGGAGAGCAUCGAGUGAUAGGUCAGCCCCGGGGGAAUUCCUUUUCCCUUUUUGUCAGUGGUCAGAGGCUUAGAAGUGGACACCCCCUGUUGCCCCCUGAAUUCCCUGAUUUGCUAUCCUGUUGUAACCUCCCCUGAACCCUCCCCCGCUUAUAAGAUCAGAGAGGGAAAUUCGAGCUCUCUCUGGCCAGCAGUCUGGACGAGCUGUGGAUCUCCUGCAGCUUGGCUUGAAUAAACCAUCUUUAAGUCUGUUUAGCCAAGAGACAUCCUUUAUCUACCGCUGUUGUCACAACACAGUUUGGACCAGCUGCUGCGGAGAAGCUGAGUCCAGCAGGUGAAGAUAACCUGCUUGCAUACCCGGACUGAAAACGCUUUGGCCGCUGUGCAGAUCUGAGCCAGCCAGGGGCCCGCGUCCACCCGGCGCGGAAAGGCACAGCCACGUCAGAGGACAUCAGCUCUCUGUAGUUCUACUACUGUGACUUAUGGCUUUACAUAAUACUGUUUAAUUAGGUCAUACAGCCAGUUUUUCCCAAAAUCUACUUUCCACGUUUUUGACCUGAAAGCGAUAAGAAAUGUAGGCUGAAGAUUUGUUUUUCUAAACUAAAUUCUGAAUGCCUACAAAGUAGGCAUUCUAGUAAUUGCUACCGAAACUAGCAUAUUUAUUAUUUUAUGGCAGAUCUGUUUUUACUGGAAUCUCUUUGUGGAAAAGUGAUUUCAGUUGUUUUGUUUAAACAGUACAGAUGUGCUAUUGAGAACCUGUAACUUCCAGGGUAUUAGAUUCAUAGUCUAAUGAAGACUUGAUUUAUUCAGCAAGUUUUACUUAAAUAGAUUGUAAAACUCUUGGCAAAAAUGCACAAUGUGUAACGAAAUCAGGAUAUUUCAAAGUGAUAAUUCUGGACUAUCACAAAGCUGUCUUGAUGUUAUGCAAUUUGAUGGCUCCAGCUGCCGCUCAGUAAAUAUCACGUAGGAAUAUAUAAUGAAAUACAGGACACUCCAUAGGAAAUUAGUUUUAGUGCUGUGUCAGUACCUUAUUCUCUCGGAAAAAAUUAAUCUGACCCACUAUAUAUGUAUCUGUGGAAUUAGUUAUUCUAAAUCAAUUGGAAAAACUGAAACAUAAAACUCAGCUUACUUUGCGUAAGGGAGAGCAAACAGUUUGGGAGUUUUCCUUAAUGUGCAAGCUUAUGGUAUUCUGUGGACUCUGAAUAUUACAUCAGUUUCUUAUUUGAAAAUUUACAUACUGCAACAAGAAAGUGUGCUAAAUAUAGGAUUUUAUUUCCAAAUUUCAAAGCUUCUCUCUGUUUAAGUCUUCAGAUCUGAGGAAACGAAGUUGAAUAACUUGCCACAGUGGUGGUUAGAAGUUUUGAAUGCUUGAACAGCAGGAGAUAGUGGAUUUUUUUUUUAUGAAUCUUAUCCAUUGCUGGCAGUGGAUGCACUGACACUCAUUAUGAUGGAGACUAAGGAAGUGAGUACAUUGUUAUUAAUAAUGAUAAUGCUUUGACUUUACAUUGUUUCCGAGCCAUGUGUACAUACACCUGACUACUGACCUCGUCAGCAUGCUUUCUAGUACAGAACUGCUUUCAAUUUUUUUUUUUUUUUUCAAAUACUGAACUAAAAAAUAAAACCAAAACAUUUUCAAAGCAUUAUUUUAAGUGAUCAGUUAUUUUCUGUACAGUCCUGGACUUAAAGAGGUGUUAUUACCUGGCUGUCUUAUUUAUUUGCACGAGUGAGUCUGCUUUAAGUCUUUACUGGGACUUCAUGGCCCACUAAUGUAGUUCUGUCUGAGUGCUCAUGCAGGUAAACAGUGCCCUAGGAAUUCUGGAUUUAUGGAUUUUUUAAAAGAAGACUAGAAGGUUUUUUUUGUUUGUUUGGGUUUUUUUUAGUUCCUAUUCAAGUAGGGUGUUCUCUGAAGUUCAUUUUAUUUUGAAUCCUUCUGUUAAUGUGUACUUUUGCGUAUAGACUGUUGCGUAAGGACUGCUGUCUUGCAAGAGAGCCCAUAGGCCUUUGGUAUUCUACAUCAGUGAACAAGAAUGUUAAACAUUAAAAAGCAAGCUUUAUUUUGGAGUUUUAUAUAUAUAUAUAUUUUUCAUUGCCCAAUAGGAGGUUUUAUGUGAUAGACAUGAAUUGUAAACUCAAUUGCCUUGUAACCAAAUGAUGUAAAUGCUUCAUGAUUUCAAUGAAGAACAUGCUGUAGAUUUUCCUGUAAAUCAGCUUGAUCAAUGAAUAUGUGUGCUACUGAGCUUUAACUAAUGUGAUCUUCCACUGUAGAAAGUCAUUGUUAUGGAUCAAAUAUAGGUACUAAACUAUGUUUAAAUGGAUAAACAGGGAUUUUACAGUUUUGAAAGCAAUGAAGAUACGGCUGUUCCUCAGCCCAUUUGCUUGCCAUUCAGAAGAGUUGUGAUGCAGUGCUUCCUAUGCUAUAGAAUUAUUUUUCAGCUUUCAAUGACUGUAGCAUGAUUCCUUUUUGUACUGUACUGUGUACAGACUUCCCAUGUUUUGCACUUUUCUAUGGCAAACCUUGACUGCUUUAUAAAUACUCUGUUGUGUAGUAAGUAGUGCUAGUGAUAGCAGGCAUUUGUGUGCUACUUAAUUAGUUUGGACUGCUUGACUUGCGAGGUUCACUUGGGCUAAUGUGUUGCUGGUUGCUUGUUGUAGCUCACGUGUAAGUACUGUUCAAAGUUACAGAGUCAGCCCUCAUUGCACAAUGAUAAAUCACUGUGAUCUGUACAUAAACCCUAGUAAAACUUUAUUGCUGUUUAAUUUAAUGUAAUAGCUGUCAAAUCUGGAUUCAUUUAAUAAACCUUUAUAUCUUUUCAAA